AUGAGGAAGACUCUGCUACUCGUAUUCAUUCACGGCUUUAAGGGCGGUGAUGAUACUUUCGGCACGUUCCCUGAGCAUUUGCGCGUCCUCGCAAGCAGAGCAUUUCCUGCAGUCGAGGUCGCCACUGCUGUCUACCCCAAGUAUGAGACUAAAGGUGAUUUGAAAGAAUGCGUGGCAAGAUUGCGAGAUUGGCUACAAAAUACUGUGAUUGAUCUCGAGGUCGCCAACCAUACCGCAUCGCCCACCGUCGAUCCCUCGGUCCAUGUCUUUCUGAUCGGUCAUUCAAUGGGAGGAAUAGUAGGAGCUGAGGCUCUUCUUUUGUUGGCAUCAGAACAACCAAUUUCUCGAAAUCCGACUUCAAAUACACACCCUAGAGAUGGCAUUGAAUCUAUCGUGGAACCGGGUACUUUCAUGUUCCCUCAUAUACAAGGAGUGCUUGCAUUUGAUACCCCAUUCCUGGGAAUAGCACCGGGAGUCGUAUCAUACGGCGCAGAAGAACACUACCGCAAUGCUACAACUGCCUAUAACACCGUCUCCGAGGUUGCAGGAUUGUUCGGUUUUGGUGGGAAGGGCAAUGCAUCGAAGCAGGGAACUACCCAUGCAUCUCCGCAAGAGUUCCCCAAAGCGUUGCCUUCCACGCCUGACGCCGCCGCGACGCCUUCCUGGCAACGAUGGGGUAAGUAUGCCAUGUUCGCCGGUGCUGCCGGUGCUGUAGCCGCUGGCGGUGCAGCCAUGUAUACACAGCGCCAGAAGCUUACCGAAGGGUUUGGAUGGGUAUCGUCGCACCUUGAAUUUGUCGGUUGUCUCGCACGCAUGUCGGAAUUGCACCAGCGUCUCGCGCGAUUGUCGAAUGUCAAGGAGGAACGUGGCAUUGGGUGUGUGAACUUCUAUACAUGCCUCGGAAAAAAUGCGGGUAGUCUGGUGGAAAACACAUCAAACAAAACAUCCUUCAGUCAAAAAAUCAUCAGGUCGAGGAACAGGACGUUCUGUUCAUUGCCAGAGGAGGUAGAACGUGGCGAGGAAUCUCAAAGUCCAGGACUUUUGUGGACCAGGGCGGUUAACGACAAGGCUACUGACGAAAUCAACGCACAUGUUACCAUGUUUUUGUCCAAAGAAAAUCCUGCAUUUUUCGAGAUGCUCAGUGAAGCAUGCGCCGUUUUGGUCAAGUCGAUAGACAAAGGCUGGUAUGAUUCGUCCACCAAGCCAGCCAAGAACGACGGUAUCAAGCAACCGUAUGCAACACAGGACGCCAAAACCAAAACAGACGGGGACUUCAUGGAUGAUGAUGAUGAUGAUGACGUUGUCGUCGUUGAUUGA
Messenger RNA from Penicillium vulpinum, 1317 nucleotides. RefSeq names its product esterase/lipase family protein. The coding region runs from base 1 to 1317 and encodes 438 amino acids. NCBI's taxonomy places the organism in Eukaryota, Fungi, Ascomycota, Eurotiomycetes, Eurotiales, Aspergillaceae. The transcript is spliced from 3 exons. The record is from RefSeq and is a predicted model, not a curated record.